This is a messenger RNA of Bursaphelenchus xylophilus (pine wood nematode), 1431 nucleotides long. The record is from the annotation of a GenBank genome assembly. Lineage: Eukaryota; Metazoa; Nematoda; Chromadorea; Rhabditida; Aphelenchoididae.
AUGACUCCUUUCUUCCCCUCCCUUAUAUGGUAUGUCGUUAUCAAUGUAAUUUCUAGUCCUUUAGGUACAUGUUCUCUACUUUGCACACCUGGUCUCACUUCCCCUUUCAUUACUCAUCUACGUCUUCCCGUCCCUUCCCUCAUUUUCACAUUUCAAGACCAUCUACGCUUCAUUACAAUUACCUCAAAAAUGAUGUUUUAUUUAAUAAUUUUAACUUGGUUUACUUGUCAGUUUGUAAUCAUUCUCUCAGUGAUGGUGGGUUAUAUCAAUGGAGCUUGCUAGAUGUUAAAGGAAAUAGGCUAGUUACCCUAGCUUCAAAUCGUUGUAGAAUUACGUGGAAAGCUCCAGAUCAAGUAAGGAGCCAUUUAUUAUUUUAAUUCUUUUUAGGGGUUAUUUACAGUAAUCGUCAGAUACGUCGAUCGGCAUACUGUAAUAUUUGAGGUCAAAAAACGAUUCGUUGUAAGAGAUUUUUGGAUGGUAUCAAUAGGCGAUUCCUUCUCUUCCGGUGAAGGAAAUCCUCAUCAGAAUGUGAGGAAGAAGUUGUGGUUAUCCAGAAGAUGUCAUAGUAGUCGGAAUUCAUUUGCAUACAAAUUAUAUCAGAAGUAUAAAAGAAUGAUCUCAGACGAUGUAGCCGUCCAUUUCACAUUCCUCCCAUGCUCUGGGGCUCUCAUUGAAGACGGUCCGUUUUCUUUAUUUUAUCAAAUUGAGGCAAUAACAAACAUAACUAUGAUGCUGUAAGUGAAUGUUGCAGCAAUAUAAUAUUACGUAAUUUCAGAAACAAAACUCCCGAUCUUCUGUUAAUGACUGCUGGUGGAAAUGAUAUCGGUUAUUCUGAUAUGCUCCAAAGAUUACUUUCGGGUCUCCAUCCUGUUCCAGAUAACUUUUCUCUGCGAUUAUUAUAUUUGUCCGAGCAAUUUGACCAGUUGAACAAAUUAAUUAAAGGACUUAGUCCCUCAAAUGUUAUCAUCCCGCAUUACUUUGACUUUACAACUAAUGAAAAAGGGUUGGUUGAUGCAUCCUGCAGCGAUUUCGACAAGGUGAGGACUGACUUGCCAAAAAAACAAUCUCUCUAGGUGUCAUUGAAGUACCUUAAACGUGCUCAAAAGGUCAUUCUGAGGAAUUUGAACAAUCUCAUCGAAAGGAAAACUCAAAAUUUUGGAUGGAUCUCAGUGGACCUCGAUCAGAUUUUCAAAAAGCAUGGAAUAUGUUCUCGACAACCCUUAAUCCGGUAAGCCUGAUAAUAAAGAUAUUCGGCCCUGAAGAAUUAAAAACGUUGCUGACGUCAAAAAUUACAGUACCCUCCAAGAGUCAUAUCGACUGCAAGGUGAUUAUGGUGGCAGUUUCCACCCCACCGAGCGAGCUCAUCAACUUAUCGCUGAUCUUAUUUUUCCCAUUUCAAAUCCCAAAAAUAUCCUGAAUAAACACGGAUAA